This is a messenger RNA of Spirometra erinaceieuropaei, 3962 nucleotides long. The record is from the annotation of a GenBank genome assembly. NCBI's taxonomy places the organism in Eukaryota, Metazoa, Platyhelminthes, Cestoda, Diphyllobothriidea, Diphyllobothriidae.
AUGCCUAACAAUAUCGACGCCAGCGUGAAAAUUUGGGCUGUAUGUUUUCAACAUUACCUUUUCACAUAAAAAGGCUUGAAGUCGUUGUUUUUCUUGUACAUUAUUUUGCCGAUAUCGCAGGUAACAAUUUAACCUCUCGAUUAUAUGCCUUUAUUUGCUUUUCAGUAUCUUUUAAAGCUUCUUCAGGGAAGAAACCCCCGUCUUUACAGUUAUCAAAACAGUCUACCUAGCCUUCCUCUCCCUAGCCUACGUGAUACACUGGAACGUGUAAGUUCUUCUAUCGACUUUGUAAAUUGCAGACUGCCGCUACUAUUGUUUGAUGUAAAGCUGCGCGCACUCCAUUUUAUGGUCGUAUGAGUCUGCUUCGGUCAUUCAGUGCGGAUGGUUUUUCAAAACUAUUGGGAGAAAGGAACUAUCUCAGUAGUUCAUCCAUGAGAGGUAAUAUGGCCAGGCCACAUUCGGGCAGAGGUACUCUUGAAUCUAUCGUGCUUCCGUCGCGCUGAUCACGCUAUCACACCUUGCAAGAGUCCAUUUUUGAGACGCCUAUAUAAUAGCAGCAAAAAUGUCUCCAGAUCGUUCGGUUAUUUCAUCAGAGGUCCUUCGUGCCAGGAACUUGAACGGUGUGCUUCAAUUUGCACCAACUCUUCUGAAAUAAGAAGUCUCCGGAGAGUUUUGCUCUCGGAGGUGGAUAUGGGGGAGCUCGAGACAGGGCCAAGAUCCCUAAGAUGGUUAUUAUAAAAUUUCUUCACAGGACAGGCCUUAGCAACAGCAUGUAACCAGAGCGUACUUGGCGAAAACUGCUCACACAGACGGACGGAAUUGACCCUGCAUAUUCGAAUAAGUAUUUAGUCCAGAUCAUUUGGACUAUGACCGUUUUUUGAACACCUAAUGAAUGUAUCUCUUGAGCCAAAUAUUUGUGUUAACUAGACGACCCAUGGCACCCGUACUAAAGUGUUUUCGUUCAGGCAAAUUUUUAUGCUAUAUUUCCAAACAUGUCUCCCAGACGCCUCGCCUUCCUCUUUCUGGCAUUGUCAUCCCGCGCAGAAAAGAAAGACUCCAGUCUACUGAUCGUGGUCUGGAUACGUCCCUCACAGCGAGCAAUAGCGGUUAAGGAAUUCACAUAAUAAUGGAUAAUUACGAAUGGUCAAAUUCAGUUCUAUGGCCUUCAAGUGGGUCUCUGAAUAGUUGUCCAACUUUUAAGUUCGCAUUUCUGGGAAAAAUCUUUGAAAGAGGUACACAAAUGUCCCAUCGGACUCGGCCGCGCUUUAGUGGGAGGUCACCAUAUCUAUCCUUAUUGCAGCAACGCAGCUACUAACUCCGCUAACCGGCAGAUAAGUCCCUGUUUCUCACGCGAUAUUUGGUCCUGUGCGACGAGUGUUACAUUUAUUUAGGGGCCGUCCGUAGAAAUAUAUUAAUAAGCCGUGUUCCAUCACUCAAGUCUGGUUUUUGCAGGCGGAUAUAAAGCGGACCACGUUUGAUUAACUUGCUGCAUCUUCAGCGACUCAGAAAAUUUCCCUCUCUUUCCACAUAGUACUUGGCCUCUGUCCGGUGUCUGCACACAGAAGCGGACUUUGCCGAACUGUGUCGCAAGGCUAGGGAAUUCCGCAAAGGCAGCGGUCGAAAGCUGCAGUUCUUCCUGAACGUCAAAUACUGGCUCACCAGCAAUUAUGUAAGUCCCAUUUUCCGUCGAACCCACUGCACUCGUUCACACCUCCCUCGUUAUUCGCUCAUUUUUUGUGUUCUUGAAACACCGCUAGGUCUCCGAUUGGUGGGAGGAGUACGUCUACCUCAGCAGCCGGGCCCCGCUGAUGAGCAACAGCAAUUACUACGGUCUUGAUGCCAUGUGGGGCCCGCCUGGCUGUCCUACGCAGGCGGCUCGUGCAGCAUUCCUCGUCUACCACUGCCUCAAGAUUCGUCAUGCCAUUUACCUUGGCGAGGUUCGUGAUCAUCUUCUCCUUCAUGCUCCGUUUAUCCUUGACGUUUAAGUAUGUUCCUCGCGAUCCAAGUAACAGUCUGGCAGCCUUUUGCUGCAGAAAAUUGAUCAUGGCCCUGAUAAAAUGUUAGUACAAGCUAAAAACGACACAAAACACUUUUAGUCAAAUUAUUCGGACCGAAUUAAGUGGUAACGUGCAUUGUAGGAAUCCCGGGAACCACUUCCAGAGGGGGGGGGGACAAAAUGAAAACGGUUGUAAUGGCUUUGGUAAAAAACAGAUCCAGCAUCCCGCCAGCUACUGUGCCUAUUCGGUCGACCCGAUCCAGACAUACCACCAACGCAUGAGGUUGAUUCGCCCUAUAGAUAUCGUCACCUUGAGCGCAUAAGUGAAGCUCUGGCCCGAUGGCUCAAGGUGACUGAAACACCACUUCGACCAGAGUUGUGAGUGGUACCAAUAGAAUCACUGUCUGGCAAAUUCGACUGCCUAUUUGCCAGAUUCCGUAGCCAGCUUAUCGCAGACCUAGCUUCUAUCGGGGACUGUCCUGAUGUUCACCUCCCGUGGCCGCAACAGGUUGAUCGCUGGUAAGAUUAGAAGUAGCGCGAUCAUUUGCACGACUUUGUUUGGGAAUUUUAAAGAGCGUGAGAUCCUUCUGAAGUCCUACGGCAGACUUGCGUCUCCUCGUGACUCAAUCUACCGACUCCCAGGUUUCCAUCAUUUCACCUAGUAGUCUGCCGCACGUCAGAUCACCAUGUUCCUUGACGGUUGGAGUCGCCAUGGCGCUGUGAAAAAUGCUCAACCGACUACGGCUUAGCCAACCAGAUGCUAUUCUGUGCAGUGAAUAUGCAUGCACAUUUCAAUGUUUCUGCUCACUCAUUCGGGUCAGAGUAUGACAUGUCAGCCGUAACGAACAAAGAUGUCUGCCAUGUGCCCCGCAGCAUGGCGGAUUCAGGGACGGUGACUUGCUCAACACCUCUUGUUCCUCACCCACCGAACCCGGUGUCAAGACAGAGUCAAGAAGACAGGGGCGAAACCGGACGCAGCUCGUCUGUCCCCUGUCCAAAGGAACAGAGUUUUACCAAAACAACUAAAGAACAGCCUGGAUCCUAAAUGGGGUCAUAGAAGCCAUAUUAGAGGGUCAUUGUGACCUGUUUCUCCGCCCUGCGAGGACCCAGUUACCCCAUCAAUUGGCAGCCUUCCAAACCCUGGAUGUUAGCUCACUGUGACAGUUUAAAAGCGCGUGGGAUUGUUUAUAAUGAGGAAUAUGAGCUUAGUGUGAGGAGCAGAGUUCGCAGAGUCAACGUCAUCCUCUUUUAGAUUCCAGUCCACCGCCCGAGUCGGUCAGUCGUCUGAUGCGGGGAUUGGGCCGGUCAGAGUACAACGGGCUUAAAAAGACAUAAAAAGUCUGCAACGGCCUCUGUCUCAAUUCUCACGUCUUUGUCUUUCACUGGUCACUUUUCGGCGUAGUGGAAAUUCGUUUAUUGGUGACGCACAUCCCCACAGGCGUUGUUUGUUGGGUUCCGAGGGCGGGGCGGAUCAGUGUGACUUUCUUCAUAUGUGUGUAGUUACCCAACCCGUGUCGACGACGACUGGGGAGGCAUCUGUGGUUCGGUGAUGCCCCUGGCCCAUCCACCAGACGUAGUCCGUGGGCCAUCUGGACGUCAAUGUGCGUUCCAGCUGUAGGUACGUUUGGGAAUUAGUUCCUGUGUAAAUAAGGCGUAAUGAGUGAUCCUGAAACGGCCGCUGUCUUAGUCUCCUCUGUCACGAUUUUGGUGACAUUUUACAAUGAUCUUUGUUCUCUUUUGUUUAUGCAACGUAAAGUUGUGUUCACUUCCAUAUAACCUAACGAUAACUGUAUUCUAUUUACCCCUGUUGCUUCACCUCGGUAGAUGGAGCCAAUCAUGCUUCACGGGAUCGUUCCGCUCUGCUCCCUCCAGUAUGAGCGGCAGUUCAACACCACCCGCAUUCCUGAAACCGGCAAAGACGUGCUAGUUCAUUGGACCAAAUCAGACCACAUUGCCGUCUACCAUC